Messenger RNA from Psilocybe cubensis, 2115 nucleotides. RefSeq lists its product as uncharacterized. The transcript is spliced from 4 exons. NCBI's taxonomy places the organism in Eukaryota, Fungi, Basidiomycota, Agaricomycetes, Agaricales, Agrocybaceae. The record is from RefSeq and is a predicted model, not a curated record. Bases 1 to 2115 code for a protein of 704 amino acids.
AUGUCAGAAGUUCUUACCCCUAGUGAACUUGAACUCGCAGAAGCAAAAUCAAAGCGAAUAAGCAACUGGGUAUCUCAAACUCGACAACACUCCCCAGUCAACGCUUUCAGCCCACCCACGCCCCCACCAACCGUCAUUGAAUCCAAGCGAAUUCGCUCACACACACAUUCUCCCCACCACCGUCUACCCCUGGUGAUUCUGGAUCCAACUAUCAUGAGCAACACUGUAUAUUCCAGACAUACAAUACCGUCUACUGACCCAAGGAUGUCUGGGUACCAUUCACCCCCCAUGGCAUAUCCGUCAUCGCCUAGCUAUCCUCAUCAAUCAUCCACGAUGCCAGGACCUAUGAUUCCACCUUCUGCUCCAUUUAAUCAACAGUCUUUGCAAUCCCCAAUCUAUCCAGGGAACAUGUUUUCUCAUCCAAGCGGCAUGGUACCAUCAGGAGGGUAUGGCCAAACAGGGAUAUCCCCCGGUAUGCAGCCUAACCAUGAAUUCGCGUCCUUGGGGCGCGACGAAACUGGUUCUAUUAUCGCAGAACCUGUGCCUCCAAUGUCUGCUCCUGCUGGGACUGGCAGUGGUCCGCAUACGCUUCCUGGGCAGAUGCCAAACCCGAAUGUUAUCGUCAUGGACGACUCCCCGGGAAGUAACCGAGAUAAGGAUGUGCCAUUGGCCGACGAUGAGCGGGCAAUCCCGCCCGACUAUGUUCCAGCGUCUCCAGGUCCCGACUCGCGCUCGCAUGAAUCUAGCAGUCUGCCAGCGCGGUCGAGGGCUCGACCUAAUGGAAACACAGCCACGAAUCCGACGAAUUCAAGUCAAAAUGCGCCGCCCGCGAAUCCGCUUGCUAAUACCAAUCUCGGUGCAAAUCCGUUGGUGCAAGCCGCCGAGGUAGCAGCUGCAAAUUAUGUGCAGGGUCAUGGUCAUGGCCACAAACACAAGCACGGACUGAAGCAUGAAAUUGGACAGGCGGCGCUGGAUGCGGUGGUGGGUGGAGUUUCUGGACAGGCUCAUACAGGGGCAGGGAAUGCAGCAGGAAGUUCUGUUGCCCCUCCCUUGAUGCACGCCGCUGAGUCUGGCCUAGCAGGGUAUGCGUCUCAUGCAGGGGCUGGGAAUGUAGGAAGUUCUAAUGUCGCACCUUUGGUGCAAGCCGCUGAGUCCGCCCUAACUGGAUACGCACACGGGCAAGGACAGUCGAUGCAGACACAACUUCAGGGUGGAUCUCAUCAACGAGCACCGAUUCUCAAUUCCAGCAGUGGGCACCACCACCACCACCACCACCAUGGACAUGACCGCGACCACGACCGCGAUCACCACCACCACCACGGACACGGACACGGACAUGGGCAUCACCGCUCCUCCUCACAUCCACACUCUCACUCUCAUCAUCAUCACCGUCAUCCAACCGUGUACAGUCGGGACUUUGCAACAUACAGCCCUGCAUCUCCCACUGGUGUUCCUGCUACGACGGUUGCGCCGGUUACCUCUUCGUCACGACCGGUGUUCUCUAGACAUCGCUCGCGCUCGAUUGACGAUCGUGACUUGCAGCGGUCGAUGGCCCGAACGCGGGCACGCUACGACGAUGGUGCAGGAGCAGGAGGUACUGGUGGGUAUGGAAUUGGUGUGUAUGGUGGUACCCACGGAGGAUACACUACAGGAUCGGGCAAUGCUGGGUAUCCGAUUGGAACGAGUGGUUCACAGGGUGUAUAUGGUGGUACAAAUGGUAAUGGUGUGGGGAACAAUGGAUCGUACCCUCAAACCAUCUACCCAUCGUCCACACAGCCGACUGUGGUCCCGGUGAAUGAUGGAAAAGGAGGGUGGGUCAUCGUCCCUCCUCCAGGAAAAAAUCUGCAUAUAGUUGACUCGCAUAAUAGGACUUUGUAUCACUCCGGUGGACACGGUGCGUCGACACAAGUGCAUCCGAACAAGCUGCGCGCGAGGUCUUCCUCCCAGCCCAGAGCUGCUGCCGUGCCAUCGCAGUCAUUCUUCUCGAAAUUCUUCGGGGUAGGGCGGAGGAACGGAGUCAGUCGCGAAAGAGGUAGAGCACGGAUGGUGCAACCCCAGCCUGUACAAAAAUCUCUGGUUCCCGUACAAUCCGUUGCUCGUCUUAUGGCUUUGUAA